Molecule: messenger RNA, 3036 nt
Organism: Verticillium nonalfalfae
Lineage: Eukaryota; Fungi; Ascomycota; Sordariomycetes; Glomerellales; Plectosphaerellaceae
Exons: 6
Coding region: 1-3036 (1011 amino acids)
Source: RefSeq, a predicted model, not a curated record
AUGCCUCGAACAACCGAAAACUCGAAAAAGCGCCUUGCUGAGGCGAUACCCCGACGACAUAUCUCGAAGAAGCUUCGCAUCGACGAUCCCCACGAAGACAGUAGUACCGACGACAUCAUCUUCGACAUGUUCGUCGAGGGUACCGUUGAAGCCAUGUCGCGGGAGGAGAUCGAAACCCUUCUGCCGCCUCUGGCAGCAGCCGAUAUCCGAGAGCUGAAUGGACUCGUUCGGAAUCUUGUCAACCGACGAAGAAACGCGCCCGCGCAGCCAAUUGUAUACAACGUUUCGGUCCACGAGCUCCACAUCCUCCUCAUGGCUCUCAGGACAGUUAGGUGCAACGGCAUACCACUCUACCCCAAUCCUAAACUUCACGCUGCUCUACACACAGAGUCGCGAGGCCGCACGCACCCUCACACGAUGAACGAAGUACACGACCUGCGCAAGCGCUCCAUCCUUCGGGAAUGCCGUCGCAACCCUGGCGUCGCUGCUCCCAUCGAUAUUUCAUCGGAUAGCCCAUCUGAAAGUUCCUCCGAUCACUCCUCUGGAGGUUUCUCCAAGUUUCACUCCAAGAGUGCUCCACAGCAGGUGCCUGUCGUUAUCCAGCCUGCGGUCGACGACGCUAGUAAGAUCGACUUGUUCCCUGAUAUUUACAACCAUGAACCUCAAGCUGACAACAAUGAUGCUACAGUCAAUGAAGACGCGCCGAUCCCCUCAUUUCCAAAGGUCAUGCCCGAUAACAAACUGGCAUUCUCCAAUGAUAACUACCGGCCCUUCGAAGGGACGUCACAGCAGCGGGAGCAAGGCCAAGGCGACCAAACCUCUCCCAAGUUGUUGGCAACCAAGCACCACAGCAUCAGCCUCGACAAGACCCGAACCCCUUCGUACCUUGAACGACUCGACAGGCGAAAACUCGAUAAGAUACCUACCCAAGGAACCACCGUCUGGCGUGUGGAUACGAUGCCGCUCACAUCACAAGAGCGCGACGACCUUAUCCAGCGAGGCCCCAUACAGACGGCGCCAGGCAGUUCUCCGAUCAUCUGUCUUUUCAUGGUUCUGCGGUCGCUCAUUGCAAUACUACCAAAUCACUUGAUCGAAAAUCUCGCUGCCAAUGGAGACCAGAAUCCUUUAAUCAGCCAUGCCCUCCUCGGAAAGGAAGGGCUUCUCAAGCCAGACUUUCUGGAGCGACUCAUCAGUGGCGAAUCCAAGCUCCGGGACAGUGAAGAUAACGCCAAAGUGCAAGACGCUUUUCUUUGCCUAGCUGAGUCCAAGAUGAUGCUACACACAGUUUGGUCUCUCGACUUCCUCCUCAUCUGGCGCUUUGGCAUCGGUCGCAUCACAAGUGGACCAGACAAAUCGGAUUGGAAUUUGCUUUCCUACAAUGUUCAACAAUCGUCCAGCAGCGGUUUGAUUGUUGCAGACUUCAGAUUUGAGGAGCCUGAAGUCAGAAUCAUCGACAUCGUCGAUCGAAAGUUUCAUAUUUCCAAUCCACAGCAGGACAUGGAAGUUGCCGGUCUCAACAAUUUGCCCUACGUCCUACGCGUCCACCUGAUACCAGCUCUCGGCAAUAGACGUAGCUUUUCUGAGCUUCAAAACUUCACAGUAACCAUUACCCCCGAAAAGGCCUGCCCGCCCAUACCAGACACAAGCUGGGCUCCGGUGCUAGAUGAGCUCUCAGCAUGGCUGAACAACGGCCCAGAGACCUCAGCCUUUGCAAAUGUGGUUGCUGGUCCUAUGACUGGCAAGACACAGUACAUACCCCGACGCGUGCUCGAUGCGCUUUCGGAAAAGAAAAUACCCGACACUAUCGUGAUCUACGCCCUUCGGACGCCUCUAGAGAAAGGCCUUUACAUGCAUAACGCUGUUCUCAUGUCUGAGAAGGUUGACGAUUGUGUGGACGGCCUAUUGACCGAGAGCGAUGCCAAGCUCAGAGUCCUUACCCAUCGAUCGCUUGAUAAGCUCAUGUACUUUGCGGAGACCAGAAGAGCCGUGAUCAUCCUCGAUCACGAUCCCGAAUGCAGCUCUCUAUACGUGUCAAUCUGGCUCCGCAUAGUAGAGUGGGCAGCGACUGCUGAGUACGCCCGUAUCGUCACGCUUUCGACCGUGGAGAUGCCCGAAUGGCAGAAGAAUAUUACUGAUGGUGUCACCAUCAUGCGAAUGAAUGACUUUCGAUGCCUCGGUGGUGAAGGAUACCCCAUGCAGCCUCUCGAGAAAGCAGUGGACCGCAACGAUAUCGCCGAGUUGAUCGGCCGCUUCCUCAAGCACGACUCUCCGCCUCGAACAUUGGUCAUUGUUGGUCCGAUCGCUAUGAUCAUGGAUGCUUCCCAGCUUCUCCCAGAUGAGGCUGAUUUCCUCAUAACAGGAAUUUCGAGCAAGACAGACUUUAACAGCUUCAUUGCCAAGUCACCACUGGAUUCCCAUCAAAGUCCCAUUGUUCUCGUCGUGGCUCCCAAUGUCGCGCUAUCGGCCCCUGCUCUACACGCUCUCAAGCUCGCUAAUGUCACACACGGCGGUAUCAUCGGUCAUGGCGCUGGAGGGCCAUGCUAUAACGACUUCCUCGGUACUGUUGUUGACGAUUCCCUCACGUUGCCCCCUUCCGAAGUCGACAUAGAUCGUGCCAGCAUGUACUGGUCCAAGAGCCUUUCAACGCCCUUUGUCCCUUGCUGGAUGCCGGUUGACCGGCGUCAGUACGAGAACUCCUCGUCGUCACUCUACGAGCGGUUUGCCAAUCGCGACCUCUACACGACUGUCUACAAGCUUGUCGACUUCAUUUCUCUGACUGCCUUUAUCCUAUCAGCGGCCUUUUAUAAAUCCACCUCGGUGGAAGUGAAGGAGACUCUUGUCUACUUUGCGCACAUUAUUGCCAACGCCGACGCCUGUCGCGAGGCCAUUGAAUUUGUUGGCCAGCCACCUUCAGAAAGCUUUCGCCGCAUUGCUAUCCAGGACGCUAUCCCUGGCCAGUUUGCCCCUGAAGGCUUUCUCUGGACAGUGCUCGGAUUCGCCGCUCAGUGGACUUGGGCGAGCAUGUCGAGCUACUGA